Messenger RNA from Corylus avellana, 3223 nucleotides. It is a transcript of the gene TAF14, whose product is annotated as TBP-associated factor 14. Gene Ontology annotation, biological process: regulation of DNA-templated transcription. NCBI's taxonomy places the organism in Eukaryota, Viridiplantae, Streptophyta, Magnoliopsida, Fagales, Betulaceae. The record is from RefSeq and is a predicted model, not a curated record.
GGUGCUCUGACAUUUGGGUUUCGGAACUUCCGAGGAAACAAAGAAAACCAGCUAAAACCCUAACCCCUCUGUCAGAAGAGAAAUGCUAUUUUCAGAAACCCAAAUUGACCAAUAAAAAUCCUAAUUAAUCCCUGUGUUGGUCACUCUCUCGUGUUUGGAGUCGAACCCCUAAAAUGUCCCUCCCGAUAUCAGCGAGAAAACAAGGGGAAAACCAGCCCGACGAUGCUGCUUCGGCCGCAAAGCCACCUCGCAUCAAAAUUGGGAAGUCUGCCGAAGAUAGCGACAAAAAGGGUGCAAACAGGAGGGUUAAGGAUGUUGAAAUUUGCGUUCCAAUAGUGUAUGGAACAACUGCAUUUUAUCUUGGUAGGAAGGCCAGUGAGUCUCAGUCGCAUAAGUGGACAGUCUAUGUACGUGGGGCAACAAAUGAGGAUCUUGGUGUGGUGAUAAAGCGAGUGAUAUUUCAAUUGCAUCCUAGUUUCAAUAACCCUACGAGAGUGGUUGAAUCACCCCCAUUCGAGUUAUCAGAAUGUGGAUGGGGUGAAUUUGAAAUUGCCAUCAGCCUUUUUUUCCAUAGCGAUGUCUGUGAUAAACAUUUGGAUUUGUAUCACCAUUUGAAGUUAUAUCCUGAAGAUGAAUCUGGCCCCCAGACAACUAAGAAACCUGUUGUGGUUGAAUCAUACAAUGAAAUUGUAUACCCUGAUCCAUCCGAGAAUUUUUUGGCUCGUGUGCAGAAUCAUCCAGCUGUCAUUGUGCCUCGGCUGCCUGCUGGUUUUAACUUGCCCGAUCCUGCAGUGUCAAUUGAGACUAAUUAUGAAAAGGAGAAAGGUGAUACCAAAGAUCAUCCAUUUAGUCAAUGGUUCAUGAAUUUCUCAGAGGCCGACGAGCUUUUGAAACUUGCAGCAGCUCGUCAGCAGGUACAAGCUCAUAUUGUUAAGCUGAGAAGACAAUUGAGUGUGAUGGAUGGGCUGCCUCAGCUGUCAAAACCACCUGCUGGUUAUGAAUUUUCAUGAUCAUGGGCUGCCUCAGAGUGAUGGAUAGUGCAUGUUUACCUGCGUAUAUAGUAGAAGAUGAUACAUAAUUAUGUAAUGUGGAUUAGCUCACUUUAGGGACCCCUGUUUCUUUUUAAUCUCUAUUUCUGUAAUAGCCAAGUGACUGAUGUUUAGUAUAUUCAAAAUGGAUGGUUGUGUAGCAUUGCAAAACGAGAGUAGUGUAUAUAUGUGCUUGUAUGGGUUGGUCUAUCAAGGUAUAUCUGUCAGGAUAUAUUCGUCUGUCUAUAUAUGGAUAAGUCACUUGAUAUAUUCGUCUUAAAUGCCUUGGGAGCUGGUAUUAUUAUGAAGCUGAAGCCAAGACAUUCAAGAUAUGCUUUCAAUUUUAGAUUGCAUGCAGAAGGGCCAUUUUCUUGACAAAGUUGGAACUAGCAGAAAAAAAAUGUGGUGCAAAAGUGUGGGUUUUCCAAGGAGUUAGAAAAGAUGGAAUGUCCUUGAUUCCAUUUGCUUGCUAUUGUCUCCAAUAUUUUCUUAUUAGCAUUUUUAUUUUUGAAUUAUAAUCUUCAUUCUAGCGCCCCCCCCCAAAAAAAAAAAAUCUGAAAAUAUAUAUUUUAAGCCCGAGGCCUAGGGGCAGAGCCGGAGGGAGGGCUAUGGCCACCAAACAUUAGGGCACACUAAAUGAUGGCUAUAUACUGCUUGUUAUAUUCUCGCAUGUUUGCUUAUGCUGCUGUUUUAUAUUCUCUUAUCCCUAAAAUUUUACUUUAGACCUAAUAAUGAGAACCCCUUUGGUGGAAAACUUGCUUUUGAAGGUUUGGAGUUCUAUUUUAUAAAUUUUUAUCUUUGGGAUCAAGAGAGCUCCCAGCUGGGUAUGCCUCCUAGCUAUAAUGGUGGGUUUUAACACACUCUUCCUUCCAAUUUAUAUGCCCUAUUAUAUUAGAAGGUACAAGUUUUUUACUAACUUCUAGCUAUCUCAUUUCAAGUCUUUUAUAUGAAAUGAGAAUGAUUGUGCAACAGUCCUUAUCUGAUCAGGUACUACAAAAAUCACUGAAUUUGGGAGGACUGAAAUUUCUUGGUGUAAUUUAUUUCUCAUUGAUAGUUUAAUUCACAUUUAAAAUAGGCUAAAGCGUCCUCUCUCAGUUAAUGAUUGUGAUGUUCAUUCAUACUGGGCAUAUGAGAUGGAAACUCAGGAGCUUGGUGUGUCUUGAAGUACUUACAAGGAACAGUUUCCUCUUAUGAGAAGAGUUUCCAGGUAAUUUUCCCUGCGUGUGAAUCAUGUAAUGUGGAAUGUUGACAUGGCAAUCAUUCUGUGUUGAUUUACUAGAUAUUCACUAUAUGUUUCUACCUUAGUAUUAAAAUGCUUAAGGUUGCGCAUGUGAUCUUGAUGUCUUCUACUGCAGUGCAGCAUAAAAUGCGCAUGUGAUCUUGAUGUCUUCUACUGCUGUGCAGCAUAAAAUCACACUGCAUGAUGGGAAGUUGUAGAGUACAUGAUUAUGUGAAUAGCUACAAAUGCUUUCAGGCUUUUGGGGACAAGAGUCACAUGGCGGCCACAUGUUCAUCUUUUGACUGAGGGUCACCAUCUUUAAGCAAGUGCCUUCUGUUGAUCAGCUAUUAUGAAGCGUCUCAGUGACAAUGAUGUGUUAUCUUCUGAAUUCUAUCCUUCAUAUGCUACCCCUUUCGUUCAGAGAAUGUGGACAUUCCUUUUGCUUCUUGAAUCCAGAUUGAGUUGGGUAAGGAAUAGUACUACUCAAACCCAUAUUGCUUUAGUUAUAGUCACUAAAUUUUUUAUCAAGUUUGUAGUGGCAUUCCAGCGUUCAUCCCAAAAGGAAUUUCUACAAUGAUGGGUGUGGUGUAUGCAUGCAAAAAUGCGAAUUUGUUGGAAUGCGACGAAUAAAUGCAAAAGGAAAGUAGGAAAGACAGAUAGGCUGCCGACUGUAUGGUUAUGGAAGAAGGCUUUUUUGGCCUCAGAACAUGGGAAACGAAUUUCAUGUUAUCAGAGUGAGGCUGGACGUAGUUGUACUGUUCCAUUUUAGGAUGAAUAUGCCUGUUUUCAUCUUUCCUAUAUCUUCAUUGAGCCAGCGAGUUGUAAAAGAGUUGUAGGUCUAGUACUAUUCAUCUUGAUUGUUGUGGUUUUAGGUUUUGGCGGGGCCACAUGUGUGGUCCUCCAACGUUGAUACAUUUUCCAGGAGUGGCUGCUGCAUGUGAGAGCAUUUCUAGAGAUAUAAAUCAGGCUUCCUACA